Messenger RNA from Suillus paluster, 971 nucleotides. RefSeq lists its product as uncharacterized. The record is from RefSeq and is a predicted model, not a curated record. The coding region runs from base 159 to 668 and encodes 169 amino acids. The transcript has 4 exons. NCBI's taxonomy places the organism in Eukaryota, Fungi, Basidiomycota, Agaricomycetes, Boletales, Suillaceae.
GUUUGUUACCAUCACGUGACCGGCCUGCUUUCCAAGCACGUCACGCCAGUCGCUGACUUAUACCGUACCAGCUGGCAGCAACGGGCGCAUAUAUAAACCCCUCACCCAAAGAACAACUUCUACAAUCUCUCACUUCGUAUACGCUACCUAGUCUCAUAAUGGUUGCUGAAAUCUCCACCAAGGCAGAGCUCGAGAAGUAUACUUCCGAUCCCAACAAGCUCACCGUCAGCAUUUGUUAUCGAUUUUACCGCUUCUUGGUGCCCACCUUGCCAGGCCAUCAAGCCGAUUUUGAGAGUCUCGCCAGAGAGAACGGCAAUGUGAACUUCGUCAAGGUUGACCUCUCUGAGGGCACGAACGACCUCGCCACCAUCUACUCCGUCACUGCUAUGCCGACCUUCGUCUUCCUGGUGGGCGGCAAUGAAGUGCACAGGAUCCGCGGCGCUAAUCCGAGUGGCCUUAAAUCGAGUGUCGCUCAGUUCGCCAAACCCGCAUCUUCUGGUGCGUUCUUGGGGCAAGGCCGCACCCUUUCGGGCAAGGACAAUUCAUCAUCGUCCGUUCCUACUUACAAUGUGUCAAACAGCUUAACUGCCACAUGGUCGAACAUGAACCCCCAAGCGAAAGUUUUAAUUGUACUUUGCGCGGCAUACGCGUUUUUCUGGCUGAUAUAGAAAAGAACAAAUUUGUAGAUCAGGUUGCGCGCUGGUGUAAUACAUGCAGAUAAGAUGCAUACAAUCUUCAUCUUUUAAAGUAUUGCGUUUGCGAAUUCGCGUUGGAUAGCGGAUAUCUUGGUGCACAACCGAAAAGUUAGAACAGUACUAUAUGGAUGGUGGGAUUAUGGCUCUGAAGAAUAUACAGUCCUGUCCCUUGAUCGUAGCCUGAGGCUUCGUUUCUUGGUAUCGACCACAAGAGCUCAUUUUGUGAAUCAUUUAUACAUUGCGACUGCUCUCAAAGCUAACAGCUAGACUGUAUUG